Messenger RNA from Alexandromys fortis (reed vole), 438 nucleotides. Its product is annotated as prolactin-inducible protein homolog. Bases 1 to 438 code for a protein of 145 amino acids. NCBI's taxonomy places the organism in Eukaryota, Metazoa, Chordata, Mammalia, Rodentia, Cricetidae. The transcript is spliced from 4 exons. Gene Ontology annotation, biological process: proteolysis; regulation of immune system process. Gene Ontology annotation, cellular component: extracellular region. The record is from RefSeq and is a predicted model, not a curated record. Gene Ontology annotation, molecular function: aspartic-type endopeptidase activity.
AUGCCUUCUCUUCAAGUUCUCUACCAGCCUGGAGCUGUUAUGUGUCUCCUGAUUGUGUGCUUAAUUCUGGAGACUGCCCAUGCUCAACAUGAUUGGCGCAAUCUACUUUCACUAAACAUGAAAAUUUCUCCAAUGAGAAAUGCAAAUCAAUUUGAAGUGAGACUCACAAUUACAAACAAUGAAAAUAAAUGUAUGGCGGUAAGAGCCAGUACUAAGGACAAUUCAUACAUAACGUACCUUAGUACUCAUGCAACAUACACGGCUUGCAUAUGUGCCACAAACAACUUCUUCUGGGAAAUCCAAGUCUCUGCAAAAACUUUCCUACAAGUGAAAGCAGAAGUUGUGCCAGCUAAGGGAAUAUGUCCUGAUGGUGAGAAAACAUACCCAGUAACCACCUACAUGAAGACUAUUACUCAUGAAAUCCUUGUAACACCAUAA